This is a messenger RNA of Oncorhynchus masou masou (cherry salmon), 2747 nucleotides long. RefSeq names its product Fc receptor-like A. Gene Ontology annotation, cellular component: plasma membrane. The transcript has 7 exons. Gene Ontology annotation, molecular function: transmembrane signaling receptor activity. NCBI's taxonomy places the organism in Eukaryota, Metazoa, Chordata, Actinopteri, Salmoniformes, Salmonidae. Bases 166 to 912 code for a protein of 248 amino acids. Gene Ontology annotation, biological process: cell surface receptor signaling pathway. The record is from RefSeq and is a predicted model, not a curated record.
CACACAGAUUAUUUUCUUCAAUCAUGUGCGACGCUAGGGGACGUAGUGAGCGGGACGCAGCGUCUCAUCGGAUGAUGCAGUCCUGUGGCUACCUGCUAUCAUCGUUUUCCUGCCACCCCAGUGUUGAGUACACUGGUGGUCUAUCCAUCAUCAGAGGUUCUACUGAUGCCGACUCUGACCGUGGAGCCUUCAGGAAGACAGGUGUACACUGAGGACACAGUCACCUUGGCAUGUCAGUUACCUGGCCACUCUGGGCUGGGCUGGCAGUUCUACUGGCACAAAGACAGGCAGGACACUGGCCCUGUGGAGCAGAUGUGGGGCAGUGGUGGAGGUGGGGCGGUCUACCAACUGUGGCGUGCCUCAGUCACACACACAGGCCAGUACUGGUGCAGAGCAGGGAGAGGACAGCCAGUCUUCUACACCCAAUACAGCCAGGCAGUCUCUGUUAAUGUCAUUGAGCUCUUCAAAUCAGUGACUUUGUCAGCAUUUCCUUCGACCGUGGUCAAAGAGGGCGGGGCUUUCAACCUCACCUGUAAGGCCCAGUUUAGCAACUGCAAGCUGAGCCAACAUCAUGGUAACCACAGUCUACAUAGUCACCUUGAUCCUGACCGUAACUGGACCACAGUGGUUGUAACAUUCUCCUUCCUGAGGGACGGCUGGCCAGUGGCCAGGGACUCUGUCAGUGGGAUGUACAGCGUAGCGGGGGCUUCUAGGUGUCACAUGGGGACCUACAGCUGUGUGGCCAGAGCAGGCAGGGCCAGGAGGAGCAGUCCGGAGAUCAUCAUCACACUAGACAACCUGUCUCUGAUACUGCUCACCUGCUUUGGCACCUUCCUGAUCCUCUCCGUGGCUCCAUUGGCAUUUUUUGUGAGACUAUAUGCGAUGAGAUUAUGGCAGCUCAGAGGCAGAUGACAAGUAGAAUCGCAGUGCAAUGAGUGCAGUACAAUACAAGGACCAAAAUGGAGGACAGGUGAGACGUGCUGUGAGAACUCAUGUAGUUCACAUGGCUGUAUUAGUGCACAGGUGUAGGAUCUUAAUUUGAUCACCCUGUUGCAUGUUUUUUUACUCAAAAGAUUAAAACAGAUGUUUUAUUGUAAUCUUGCAGAUGUAUCUGGACCCAGCUGACUUGAGAAACUUUCUAUCAUUUAUUACAAAAUUGGAGUGUAGAAUAAUAAACAUAAUUAUUUGAAGAAUUUUGACCAAAAAAUGUUUUUGUUUUAUUUUCACCACACCCAAAUAAUACAUUGAUUCAACACUGCAACAUGCCUGUAUUGUCAAAUAGAGCCAACUCUUUUUUCAUAACAGGUUCCAUAUUUUGUAAAGAAAUAACUGCCUACCACCAGUUGAUUAAAAGUGAGUGUCAGUGAAUCUCAACAGUGUAAGGCAAGCUAUAGUAUGUUUGCCCCUAUGUUCCAUUUAUUGGUGAAUUGUUAGACCUAAAGGAUUGUAUGAUGAAUGAGCCAAGAUCCUUUGAAUUGCAUUCUGUCUCCAUAUAAACUCACAAAAAAAGAAACGUCCCUUUUUCAGGACCCUGUCUUUCAAAGAUAAUUCGUAAAAUCCAAAUAACUUCACAGAUCUUCAUGAUAAAGGGUUUAAACACUGUUUCCCAUGCUUGCUCGAUGAACCAUAAACAAUUAAUGAACAUGCACCUGUGGAACGGUUGUUAAGACGCUAACAGCUUACAGACGGUAGGCAAUUAAGGUCACAGUUAUGAAAACUUAGGACACUAAAGAGGCCUUUCUACUGACUCUGAAAAACACCAAAAGAAAGAUAGGACAGACAGCUGAUUGUCCUCACAGUGGCAGACCACGUGUAACAACACCUGCACAGGAUCGGUACAUUCAAACUUCACACCUGUGGGACAGGUACAGGAUGGCAACAACAACUGCCCGAGUUACACUAGGAACACACAAUCCCUCCAUCAGUGCUCAGACUGUCCGCAAUAGGCUGAGAGAGGCUGGACUGAGGGCUUGUAGUAGGCCUGUUGUACGGCAGGUCCUCACCAGACAUCACCGGCAACAACGUCUCCUAUGGGCACAAGCCCACCGUCGUUGGACCAGACAGGACUGGCAAAAAGUGCUCUUCACUGAUGAGUCACAGUUUUGUCUCACCAGGAGUGAUGUUCGGAUCCGUGUUUAUCGUGGAAGGAAUGAGCGUUACACCGAGGCCUGUACUCUGGAGCGGGAUCGAUUUGGAGGUGGAGAGUCCGUCAUGGUCUGGGGCGGUGUGUCACAGCAUCAUCGGACUGAGCUUGUUGUCAUUGCAGGCCAUCUCAACGCUGUGUAUUACAGGGAAGACAUCCUCCUCCCUCAUGUGGUACCCUUCCUGCAGGCUCAUCCUGACGUGACCCUCCAGCAUGACAAUUCCACCAGCCAUACUGCUCGUUCUGUGCGUGAUUUCCUGCAAGACAGGAAUGUCAGUGUUCUGCAAUGGCCAGCAAAGAGCCCGGAUCUCAAUCCCAUUGAGCACGUCUGGGUCCGGUUGGAUCGGAGGGUGAGGGCUAGGGCCAUUCCCCCCAGAAAUGUCCGGGAACUUGCAGGUGCCUUGGUGGAAGAGUGGGGUAACAUCUCACAGCAAGAACUGGCAAAUCUGGUGCAGUCCAUGAGGAGGAGAUGCACUGCAGUAGUUAAUGCUGCUGGUGGCCACACCAGAUACUGACUGUUACUUUUGAUUUUGACCACCCCUUUGUUCAGGGGCACAUUAUUCAAUUUCUGUUAGUCACAUGUCUGUGGUACUUGUUCAGUGUA